This is a messenger RNA of Cyprinodon tularosa, 8401 nucleotides long. RefSeq names its product BRD4-interacting chromatin-remodeling complex-associated protein. Gene Ontology annotation, biological process: positive regulation of DNA-templated transcription. Gene Ontology annotation, cellular component: SWI/SNF complex. The coding region runs from base 870 to 4622 and encodes 1250 amino acids. The transcript has 13 exons. The record is from RefSeq and is a predicted model, not a curated record. Lineage: Eukaryota; Metazoa; Chordata; Actinopteri; Cyprinodontiformes; Cyprinodontidae.
UGGUUUGUUUUUUUUAUCCUCUCUUUCUUUAAAUAGCAGAAUUUAUUCCAGCGAGAAGGAGAAUCGCUCACUGCGAGAGGAGAUAUUUAACACAAGGCAUCUUUUGUUACCGCGAUAUGAUUUACAGAAGGCGUGGAGAGAAAAAAAAAAUAGGGGUAAAAAAAGGAUCUGGAUCGCCUCGGAUCUAAAUUGAACAUGAACCCACAUCACCUUAUGUAACCUAGAAACGCGCCGGCGGUCCCUGGUCCUGCGUGUAGCCGGGGAUCAGCGCGCACUUUGCCGCUGCAGGUUUGGAUGAAGCGGUCGCUUUGCCUGGAUUUCAUUGGGCGCUGCGGUACCUAGAGGGGUUUUAAUGCGGUGGUCUGCUUGUAAACAAACGCCAUCGGCAGAAGAUGGGGAGAAAGCCAGAGAGUAAAUGCUGGAUCAGACUGCUCCUCAUUCUCCCCUGUAGCCAUGAGGAGAGGAGAGUCACAUCCAAGGCGCAGGGGAGCGUCUAUUUACAGCUGAUCUGCCCUCACGUCUGUUUAAAAGCCACAACAAUAUCUGGUGUUUCCCUUCACCAUCAGCCUCGGGCGCAAUCAAUACCUAGAAAUAUGAUGCUGCCGCGGGUAUAGAUCUGGACCGGGCUCUCCAGAGAGAGAGAAAACUGAUGAAUCAUAUAUUGAUCGUUAUGUGUCUCUCAUGAGAUGAAGGUGUGUUUUGUGGUAACCUGGUGUGACCUCAUAUCCAGCCUCCCUCCCGCAGCGAUGCUCCAGCAGAGGAAGGUCUGGUCUCCAUCUCGCCGCCUCGGCCUGGUGUCAACCCGCCUGCAGACGCUGAAGAGCGGCUGCAGCUUCCCAUGAAGCCCCCACCUGAACGCACCACUCUGCAUGGGGCCUCUCACAUCUGACAUGGAGGAUGAAGAUGGGACUUGUCUACUUGAUGUUUUGUGUGACCCCCAAGCCCUGAAUGACUUCCUUCAUGGGACCAGUGAGCUGCAGACUGAGGACCUGCUCAUUAACUCCUCCUCUGGGGAGCCCUCCCUCUUCACAGAUGCCCCGAGUCCCGUCUCGCUGCUGGGAGACGGCAGGGACUGCCCAGACACGCCCCCGCCUGGUUGUGUGGAUCUGUCCUUCCUGGAGGAGGCUCUCUUAUCAUCUCCAGAGGGUGGAGAGGACUCCGAAGCUGUGCAGCCUCCUGUGGAGGCUGGAUGUGAAGCAAAGGCGGAGGGGGUGGGGGAGGCGGAGGUGGCGUGUGAUAUCCUCCAGCAGAGUCUGCAGGAGGCUGAGAUCACGGAGCAGACCAUGGCCCUGGAAGCAGGCCUGGCUCAAACAGGAGAUGGUUUGUCCCUGUACUCCCCCGCUCCUCUCCUCUCUCCACCGACUGUGCCAUUCAUCCCCAAAUCUGUCACCUUGCCGGUUGCUACAACGUUACCCAGGGACACCCAGGCAGCAGUCGAGCCCCCACAGCCCUCCCUGCUGGCUGUUGGACCAGGUUGCCCAUCUCUCAAACCUGCAGCCCCGGCUCAGCUGAUGGGACUCCUGCCUGGAAACGUGUUUCCUGCUCCGUCUCCGGACAAUUCCUUCUCCCUGAGUCCCGCUCAAGGUUCCAGCAUGAUCAUCCACAAGGCUGUCCCCAGUGUCACCACCCGCCCUCUCCUCAACCCGCCUCUCAGAGCUGCAGCAGCACCAGCACCAAGCAUCGUCCUGCAGCGUGCCCCACUCCCUAUUCAGCCCAAGCUGCCCAUCAGCAUUCAGCCCAGACUGGUCCAGAUUAGCCCCAAGCCCUCAGGGCAGAAAGCCACCUCUGGUCUCACAUUUGUCCCUGCCACUGCUUCUCCAAACAUGUUACUCUCCCAAGCUCCAGGCCAAAAGACCGUAGCUCCGCAGCCACAGGCAGCACAGCAGCUCUCCAAACCGGUCAGCCUGCAGCUGGUCAACCAGGGCGGCUCCUUCGUGCUACAGCCUCAGGGACUCUUCCAAGGUCAGAACCAGUUUCUUCUUCCAGGCCAGUGUCCCGUCACAAUCUCCCAGCCUGUCCGAGCGGUCCAGCCUCUCCUUACCCCCAGCCAUCAAGGCCCAUCUGUUCACAGUGUGGCUGCCUCCACUGGGCAGCUUGUGGAUGGUUCUCAGAUCCUAACUGUUCCCCAAAGACAGCUGAACUUCAGCCCAGUCUUCACCACUCCUACAGGGCAGCUAGCUCUCCGCCAGGCCACCGUUCUUUCAGGAUCGCUGCAGCUGCAGUCAGCCCCCGCUACUGUCUUCCAGAUGCCAGCACAGCUGGCUGGAGCUUACACAGCCGGAGGGCAGGGGCAGCAAGCCACCCUGGUCCACAGUCCUGCUCUUGGGAACCACAUCACCUUGAUCAACAGUUCAGGGGUGCUACCCCAGGAUCUGACUUCCAUCUCUAUUGUCAACGGCGCCUCUGUUGUUCAGGGGCUGCCGUUCGCUGCCCAGGCGGCGGCUCACCAGGCGGGGCUGACAGAAGGACAGCUGAGCCUGCAGCGGGCCUCUGUGGUGCUGCUGCCUGAGAGGCCUGUUCAGGAGGAGAGGAGCAUCUCAGAGGAGGCCUUCCAGCAGCUGCAGCAGUGUGUCUCCCUGCAGCCCUUUGGACACGUCGUCCAGCAUGUCUCAGUGCAGUCCAACUCUGCAGGGCUGCGGUCCUCUCCUCCUCCUGUAGUCGCAGUGUUACAGCCCCAUCCUGAGCCUCCUCUUGCUCCUGAAGCCGCUGUGGAGAUGCCCAAACUCCUGAUGCCCACAGCAGACCUCAAACACAUGGUGGAAGAGGUCACCCACUCCAUGAGUCAGAGCCAGGCCUUUAUGCAGCACAUGCCACAGCAGGAGGCUCUUGGUUCUCCCAUUCCUUCUGAACUAAUGGUUGCAGCCCUCCCCGCUGUACCCAUUGAUCCCCUCGCCUCCCCGGUUGGCAGCGACAGAGAGAACCAACCCCAGCCUGGUGCUGCAUCUGAACCGGAUCCUAAUGUCAUCUCGGCCGAGCGUGGUGAACUUUCUCCACAUCCUUCUGACCCUGGGGACACAGCUCUCCCCUGCUCCCCAUCUAUGGUUCAGGAAGCAGUGAGACCAGCAUCUGUAACUUUCUCCCCUCCAGCCGGGCCUCCGACUUCAGCUUCCCAGCCCCUCAUGGAGGCCCAAGUCCAGUACCAAGCCCCCCACCAGCACCAGGUCCCACAGAACUUAUUUGCUGAGGCGCAGGCAAAUGUUCCUCCGUCUGCCCCCCAGCCUCAGUCUACGAACGCCACUCCAGCCCACAGCAGUCCGUCCCCUCUGCAUGUCAGCAUCUCUGUGCCUCAGCAGCAGACUGCACAUCUCUCUAAAGAGGGAGACGAGUCUGCUGUCCAACAGCACACACAAAACAAGCCCACAGCUGCCUUGGAGAGUGAGACCUUUACUCUCAAUGUGCAUCCACCCUCACCUGCAGAUCAGGGGGCUGGAGUUCCCAGGCAUCCUGUUCAAUGCGGACCCUUUCAGGGGAGCCAGAAAACCAGCCAAAAGUUGGCAGGUAAUCUGGAGCUGCAGAGGGAGGAGAGGCUCACACCAGCAAUGCGCAGACACAGAUUCCAGCAGCAGCUUUGUUUGGACCAUGGAGCUGUUCAGAACCCGAUCACACGGCCGGCAUUCACCUCUCUGAAAGACGCUGUCAGAUGCCUCCUGCCGUACCACACCUGUGCCGGUCACCUGCCCACUCAAGAUGACUUCAAUACAGUCGACCAGGAGUUUGACACUGUGUCCGGUUUCCUGCUGAAACGCACCAAGGAUAUGGUCAACAAAUACAGGCAGCUACUGGUAAAGGAAACCCAGCAGGAGAGUCCGUCAGCAGAGAUGGUGAUGCUGGAGCGUCUCUUCCUCCAGGCUGAGAGGUACGCGUUAGCAGAGGAGAGGCGGCGGGCUCGCAAAGAUCCAGAAACAUUUAUGACAGCUUUGAUGACGUCAGCGUCUUCCCCUCACAGUGCCCAGUCCUCUGGCCUUUCUCACGUACACUCAUCAAGCAGCCCUUCCUCCCCUCCAGCCUGGGCACGACUGACCGAAAGACCCCCGGGACUGAAGACGUAUCGUUCCAGCUCACGUGGAGCUCUGAGACUGACCAUCAAGCAGGAGUCAGGUUCUCGCAAAGUGAUCCACAACUCGGCCUGCGAUCCGGGACUCAAGCGGGACCACACGGGGCAGCUGACCAACGGCGGUGGAAGUGUAAAUGAGCGUCACCCGCAGGCAACCAAUGGCGCCACUCGGCGUCACCAAUAUGGAGAGGAAAUGUCAGAUGGAGUUCUUAGCUGUAACACUGGAGAACAGGUCCAACAGACAGCGGCCGAAUCCCAAACAAAACCUCCGAUUCCCCUUCCGAUGACAGAACCAGAGGAUGUUUGCUUUGAGAUUGCCACUAGGGACAUCGGCGCCCCAAAACUGAAAUGCUACAGACUGGAUGUGUCCCCUCAGCCAGAGCAGCACUUAAGCCCGGCGUCCCUGCCUUUCCAAGAGGACAACAUCCUCAGCGAACAUCUACAGAGUGCCAUAGACAGUAUAUUGGAGCUCCAGCGCCUGCAGGGGCCCUCCACUGCCCCGAGCAGGGGAGCAUCAGGCCCCUCACUGGACCAGCCUGUCACCAGCAUCCUAGAGGGACACCUGUGAGGUAAUCUGAAAGGGCCCAAUAAAAAGAUGUUAAUGAGGAUGUUGCUUGUACUAAUUGUGUGAAGGAAGAUAAUAAUGAAUAGGCACUAUAAAGAGAUGCAUACCAGACAACAGCACUAUCUAUAGUCCAAUAGAUGUUAGAUACUUCAUUUUUGAUGUACGUUUGUGGAAAAAAAAAAUCUAUUUGAAUAGGAGCUAUAUCGUUUCAGUGGUAGUUAAGUCCUACAGAGGUUUACGACACUGGUGUAACCGUCAUCAGCAUAUAGUAUAUAAGUAAUAGUGAGGAUAAUAAAACACGGAGUAGGCUGAGAUUAUUCAAUAGUUUUUUAUUAUAAGAUUUUUUUUAAAACUGUGAAGCUUUUUUUUUUUUUUUUUUGCAUAGUGCCAAUCUUCCAGGGUAUUUAUUUUGAUACUUUGUGCCAAUUGUGUUUUGCAUUGAGAAAUGCAGCGAAUGUGUGAGGGGUGCAUGCGUUCUUGUUUGAAUUAGUUUGCGUGGAUUCCGAUGAGUGUGUGCGUGGUAGUGCAUCGGAUCAUGUGACGGGAUGAAAGACACAAAAAUAUCCCACGUGCGCCGUCAUCCUGGCUUGAUGAAUGGAACUCCAAAGAUUUUGUGACUUGCUACAUUCUAAAUACACCAGCAAACGUCCAUGUCAUGUCUCUUCCCGCAAACUAGAGUCUGUACUCGUUGAAAUAGCAAAAGACAUUAUAAAAAAAGAGGCCGAUGGGGCAUAGAAACACAUUAGGCAGUUGUGUUUUGUUGCUAUUUUUAGAAGUUUUGACCAUUUCUGAAGUCAAACUGUGACAUACUGCUACCGUAGUUUAAAUGCCACUUUUAGAGACAAACAGUUUCCCCUACUGUGUGAAUGAACAUGCAAGCAAUAAUAGGUUAGGGUUGUUAGGAGCUGCAGUGAUGCAGGAAGAGUAAGGAGCCUGUUUAAUAGCUGGGAUUGGGUGAAAGCAAAGAUUGUUUUGCAGAAUGAGAGAUGCUUUAAAGUCAUGAAGGCCUUUGCUGUUUUGAAAAUAUUGUCUCAAGGGAUUAAGGUUGGCUUAUAGGCAUCGAUGACCAUAAAAAAUGUUCAGUUUUGGAAUGAAAUACACCAAAACUAGUGGAAAAUCCUGAGUUUGAGCCUCUCUGCAUCAUCAGCCUUUAACCAAAAACACGACAGAUCAUCUGCUACACUUCCAUUUUAUUUAGGCAAUUGUUGAUUUUUGCAGCUUCUUAUGUUAUUGUGACAAUCUGUUCGCCCAUAUGAAAACGUGAAUUCUGUUGCUAUCCAUCUUUAAAUUUGUGCGAAAUAUUUGCUGUAAGUGAAUUUUUUUGCUAGAAGAUCAAAAUUUGAAAUGUAAAAACUGCAAAAAUAUUGUUCUAACAUGUUGGAAAGGCAGAAAUUAAGCUUAGGGUUUUAAUGUAUGGAGCAAAUUUUGUGUCUUUAUUUUGCAAAUGCUUGAAAAACUAUUCUAGCAAUGAUAAUUUUUAAAGACUGAUCCAUAUAUAUAUAUUUUUUAAAUUUACCUGAUGGUUGCAGAUUUUGCUAAUAGGGACUUAAGAUCUGUAGUUGCAUCACAGAUCAAAACUAUUUGUCUAAGCAAUAAGCACAACAUCUCGAUUGUGUUCCAUUUCAUUUGAAAGGCAAAAUGACAAAUCUUGAAAUGAUUAGAUGUUUAUCCUUUAAUGUAUAACUGUAAUAACAUUAAUUUGCUAUAGCAGUGGUAGAAAUAAUUAUUUGAAAUAAAAAAAAAAAGCAGAAUCUCUAUUUUCAGAUUAUUAUUCAGAUGUCUCAGGAGUUUUGAUUUCAGAUAUUUGUUACAAUAUAAUGACACAAAAUUUGUUCCAUACAUUUAGGGGUUAAGACAUGUAUUGGAAAUAUUUUUAAAAUGGACCCCAUAUGAAAUAGGGUGUUUAUCUUAAAGUAUUCUCUGAUCUCAGUGUUGGGAAACGAGAGCAUCCAGAAUUUUGGGCCAACUUGCUAAUGUUUUGUUUUUUGUGAGUCUUUUUUUGUGUGUUUAAAUAGUCUUUUGUCACAUUGAGCAAAAGGAGUUUUAAUAUGCAGUAAUUUAGUGUUGAAACUAAAUGUUCUAGUGUCUGUGGAGACAUGGAAGAUCCAUGAGACAUGUCUGUAUGCUAUUGCUAAAGGUACGGCUGGCAGGAGUCAGCUCGCCUGCUUGGGGGAUCUUAAGGGCAAUUGGCUGCAAGUUUACAGUUUAGAUAAUCUAAAACUUAAAAGUGACUUUAAAAAGUAUUUACACCCUUGAACCUUUUUAGAUUACGCCCAAAAUGAUUGUCUUGAUCUGGAAGUAUUUGCAUAUCCGUAUAAGAAAAAAGUUCAAGCUUGAUUUUCUUUCUCAUUCAUGCAUAUAUUUUGAUACUAACCAGUCUACUUUAUAAUGGUUUUAUUUCUUGAAGUUCUGAUAUUUAAUCUGAUACUUUGUCAAAAUGUUCCAGUUAACUCUCACUAUGUUCCCUCCACUGUUGCCAAUUUUUCAGCAAGGAAAGUCACUAGGUGACAUUUUCUAAUUUAUAAAUUAUUCAAUAAUUUACCUGAACUCAAACUAUAUAAAUCAGUAUUUAUCAAAUUCAGCUUUGAGGCAGUUAACAUAGGGGCAUACAGUGGCUGAUACUGUUUAGGAAUUAAUGCAGGGAGGGUCUAUUUUAGUGCAAGUUUCAAAAAACAGAAAAAAACACUUCAAAUAUAUUUACAUCCUUGCUUUUUAAUACAGGGAGGAUCAAUUGAAGCUUUGGGCAUAUGCGAGUCAUCUUUGAUAUGGUAAACCGACAGCAUACAUGGUUAGGUGCCGACUGUCACCGCUUUGGAGGGUGGAGGGGCUCGCAGCAGCACUCACUUCUUCCUGUAGACCAUAAACUCUAUGGCAAUAUUUGCUUUAAAGCUGUUGCUCACAGAAAAGUCACUAAAGUGGUCUGAAGAGUCAGAGUUGGCAACACUGCUUUACUUUCCCUGUUGGAAAGCAUCGCCACAGCAUACUUCUGCCACCACCAUGUUUCAAUAUAUGAGGUUUUCCCAAAGAGGUUCCUUCCUUUUUGCCAUUAUCAGGCAAUCAGAUAUUCUGACUUAAAAAAAAAAGUUCAGUGGGUUAUACUGUUGCAAGUCACUAUAAUUAAAAUUCAGCAAAGAGGGGGCUUUUUUUUUUUAAUUAACAGACAUGUUGGAUCCUCUGUCUCCACCAAGUUUCAGCAAAAAUGCAGUAAAAAGAUGUCAGUGUCUUUCACAACAGAUUGCACUCUGUCACUGCUGAACUUAUUUAAGGGGAAAUCAUUUAUUUAUCUUGUGCUAAGUACUUCCCAAAGUUCUCCUUUAUAAUUAAGUUCUUAUAGAAGCGCAACAUGGACAGAGUCCCCUUGAAUGAAGCAGCCUCAUGUGCCAUGUUUUUGUUUUUCCUCUGAAGUGUCUAACGCUGCCCUUUAGAUACUUAGCUUGUCUGGAUCAUCCGAUAAAAUAAUUCUGCAUGUUGAGCCAUUUUAUUUGUAAUUGUGCUUUAUUCAGCGUUUGAACUGUGAAACCAGGGGAGCUCAUAACUUUACACAAUUUCAAACAAAAACAUUCGACUAGCAGAUUGUUCUGAUGCCAAAAUCAAGAGGCCUUAAUUCAACAGAACUAGAUUGUAAAAAAUAAAUGCUGAUAAAAAGAAAAAAAAAAAAAAAAAACUAGAGGGUUCAACUAAAGACUCCUUUGACCUGAAACGAGUCAUUCAUAUAAGAAAUGUUAAGAAAACCACUUUUGUACUCAUUUUUACAAACUAUUUAUUAAACUGUGAUUUUGUAA